AUGUCCGACUCACCAACGUCCUCCUCGUCCUCCUCGACUUUUAUCCCCCGUCUACCUACCCCACCAUCACCAAUCCCAUCGUCCUCGCAUCUACGACCCUCACGUCCAAGAGGUGCAUCGACCAAUACCGCGCGAUCGUACUCUCACAGCUCGACGAGGGAUCUGAGCGAUUGGGAGAUCGAAGAGCUAGAGGAGAUACAUAGGGCAGGAGGGAGGGGUAGGAAGAGGAAUGAACCUACUUCACCGCUCAAGGCUGUUUUAUACGUAGUUUCGCUCUACUUGAUCUUCCAGAUCCUGACCCGUUCAGAUGACCUCGACAUCUUCCCUUCCUCAAACCCCACCACCUCAUCCAUCCGACAAUCCCACUCACCACCUUCCUCGAUGGAAGUCCCCUCCUAUCCUCAUUUACCAUACGGUUUCCCUCCUAUUCCCAAUCCCAUCCCAUCUGCCCUCCCACCACAACCAGGGACAAGCUGGUGGCGACUGUUCUUCGGCGUACUACUCUAUCCCGUCUACUUGCUCGCUACUAUCCUUACCACGCCGUUACCACUUCUUCUCAAUCUCUUAUACCUCCUCAAAGAGCUGCUCAAAAUCAUAUUGUAUCCUAUACUUGUCGUACUCUACACGCUAUACGGGACGUUCAUCUCUGCCCCUCUAGGCGUGGUGCGAAGAGUGCUAGAAGCUUUUUACCCCUUGAUGGUAUUUAUAGGUGGAUUGGUAGGAGUUGGGUGUACCCUUGGUUUGGGUGCGGGGUGGAUAGGAAGGUGGGUAUUGGAUUGUAUACUCAACUGGAAGAACAGACGACAAGCCGAAUCUAAACUAAGAAGAAGGGAGAAGAUGGAAAGGGAUAGGGAUAUGAAGGAUCUAAGGAGAAUCAGAGAAGCUGAGAUUGAUUUUGAACUAGAGAGAUUACAUGAUAGAUUUAUACCUAAGACUCCCACUUCCACGAGUCAUAGUCACAGCUCAAAAGCAAGGAUGAUUAGUUCUGUUGGUGGGAGAAGACCGGUAUUGAAUCUGAAUAUUGGUACGACGAAUAUAAGAGGUACGAAGAAAGAUGAGAGGAGACAACAGGAAUUACAAUCACAACGAAGGAAAUCAAUCUCGUCUAGUGAAAGUGAAAGGUUGACCACUCCCACGGUCACGUCUAGUGGAAGUGGGAGUGGAAGUCGAGGUGGUGGUAUAGGUACGGGGAAGAGGGAUCGUAGGAUUGAGACGUUCGAUACGACUUAUACGACUAGUACAGGUACUGGUACGGGCAAUAGGAAUAGUAAUAAAAAGAAAGAUGGAAGGAGAUUGAGUUUCCAAGAUCAAGAUGAUUUUGAAAGUAUGGGGAUUGGCAGCAGUAGAGAACCUAUGGUCGUUGGUAUCAGAAAGAGGGGUGUGAGAGAGACAUAUACUGUACAUGGGUAG
Molecule: messenger RNA, 1410 nt
Organism: Kwoniella botswanensis
Lineage: Eukaryota; Fungi; Basidiomycota; Tremellomycetes; Tremellales; Cryptococcaceae
Exons: 2
Coding region: 1-1410 (469 amino acids)
Source: RefSeq, a predicted model, not a curated record